Cyclopterus lumpus (lumpfish) is the source of this 976-nucleotide messenger RNA. RefSeq names its product low choriolytic enzyme. The record is from RefSeq and is a predicted model, not a curated record. Gene Ontology annotation, biological process: proteolysis. Bases 21 to 968 code for a protein of 315 amino acids. Lineage: Eukaryota; Metazoa; Chordata; Actinopteri; Perciformes; Cyclopteridae. The transcript is spliced from 9 exons. Gene Ontology annotation, molecular function: zinc ion binding; metalloendopeptidase activity.
AGCCGCGCAACUCGGUGAGAAUGCACACGUUGUUUCAGUAUCUGGAAAACAAACAAACAAACAAACAAACAAACAAACAACAUCUUCUCUCGCGUCUGUUUCUUUCAGUCGCCUGCAGUCCUGUACCGGGCGCGUCUCAGCAGGAUGACAUCAUCGAGCUGGUGAAAUACCUGGAUUCCAACCCGGAAACUCUAGAAGAACUGUUGGCAAAGGAUCACGCGGUGUUGGAGGGAGACCUGGUGCUGUCGAGCGACCGCAACGCCGUGAGCCGCGUUUGGCCGACGUCGGUGAUCCCGUACGUCAUCGGUCCGGAUUUAGCCGCUAAGAGGCAAGAGAUCGUGUCCGCCAUGGCGAUGGUGUCCGAACACACCUGCAUGUCGUUCCCCGAGAGGACCUACGAGGCCGACUACCUGCACUUCAUGCACAGCAAAGGCUGUGCGUCGUUCGUGGGCUACCACGGCGGCAAGCAAUCCAUGUUCAUCGGCCCCAAGUGCAUCGUGGGUAACAUCGUCCACGAGAUUCUCCACGCUCUGGGCUUCUACCACGAGCACACGAGGAUGGACCGCGAGCAGUACAUCAAAAUUCUGCCCAACAACAUCAUGGCGGGGAUGGAGAGAAACUUCAAGAUUCAAGACGGCGUGACCUUUGACCUCCGCUACGACGUGAAGUCGAUCCUGCACUACGGAAGCGACUUCUUUUCAGCUAACGGCCGUCCCACCAUCGUGGCCAACACGGCCACAGCGGAGAUGGGCCAGAGGGUCAAGAUGACCGAGACGGACAUCAAGCGAGUCGGCAUCCUCUACCACUGCGAUUCCCCUAAAAGCUGGAUGAGGGACAUCCCCGUGAACAACACGGCGGAGGAAGAGCAAACUCCUGCUCCCUCUUCAUGGGUGACGCUGCAGCAGCUGAACAACGCCACUAGAGGGCAGAAUGGCACCAGCAGUGGGAUGGACCAGUCUAAUUAUUAAUAAAACCG